Molecule: messenger RNA, 1242 nt
Organism: Arabidopsis thaliana (thale cress)
Lineage: Eukaryota; Viridiplantae; Streptophyta; Magnoliopsida; Brassicales; Brassicaceae
Product: Peroxisomal membrane 22 kDa (Mpv17/PMP22) family protein
Exons: 3
Coding region: 97-663 (188 amino acids)
Cellular component (GO): cytoplasm; membrane
Source: RefSeq, marked reviewed
GUGUAUUGAGACUAAAAGUUCUGGUACAGAGAGAGAGAUACAUCAAAAGUACAGUGUAAGCUGCCGCCAUUAACGAAGCAUCGGCGAAAAAAGAAGAUGAAUAUCGUUGGAUUGAGCAAACGUUUCUUCUCCGAUCGUCGCUCUCUUCACGGGAUCAACAAUGCUCUCUUGAAAACAGUGUUCACCGGUCGGAAACCGAUUCUCGGAUUCUCCGGCCGAUCGAUUCACGAGCUACGCAAAACUGGGAAUUUCGUAAUCCCUCGUGUUUUCUCCGUGUCGCGAAAUCUAACGACGAAGGCUUCGUCUUCUUCUUCGAAACAACCUGCGUUUCUACGAUGGUAUUUGAGAAAGCUCGAAUCACAUCCUUUUAUGACUAAGAGUAUCACUACUUCUGUCAUCUAUAUGGCUGCAGAUCUCACUUCUCAGAUGAUCACAAUGGAGCCAACUGGUUCUUUUGACUUGAUAAGAACAGCGAGAAUGGCGAGCUUUGGGUUGAUAUUUCUCGGGCCGUCUCAGCAUCUGUGGUUCAGUUAUCUUUCGAAGAUAUUGCCAAAGCGCGACGUGUUGACAACCUUUAAGAAAAUAAUGAUGGGGCAGGUUCUUUUCGGACCUGUUAGCAACACAGUCUUCUAUUCCUACAAUGCUGCUUUACAAGGUACAUAACAUAAUCAAACCUCUAUGGAUUGAACGGAUUUAGCUUUUUACGGUUUCUCUGCCUGUAAAUUUAUGGUGCUCAUUAUGAGAUUGGUUCUGGCACGUUGUUGGUCCUUUUUAAGGCGAAAAUUCUGAGGAAAUUGUGGCGAGAUUGAAGAGAGAUCUUCUGCCAACAUUGAAAAAUGGACUUAUGUAUUGGCCGGUCUGUGAUUUUGUUACAUUCAAGUAUGUGCCAGUUCAUCUACAGCCACUGAUGAAUAGCUCGUGCGCAUAUAUAUGGACAAUCUAUUUGACAUAUAUGGCAAACCAGACGAAAGCUGACAGCUGAACAAUGACAAGUAUGAGUGUUCUGGGUCACACGCAAUCGCAUUCUUUUUAUUCAAUUGAACCAACCAUCAGUACUAGUAGAUUUUUUUUGUUUUUUUGGUGUCUACAAUGCAGCAAAAGUAUCGCAUAGAUAUGGACAUAAACAUGUAUGAAUUUUGAUCAUCUAAGCAUAUAUUUAUCAGGAAGUCUCAAAGUUCCAUCGCGUUUUACUGCGAAAACUUGCUUCACCAUCUUCUUUUACUUUUUGUUACUUUCUUGUAA